Molecule: messenger RNA, 1594 nt
Organism: Strongylus vulgaris
Lineage: Eukaryota; Metazoa; Nematoda; Chromadorea; Rhabditida; Strongylidae
Source: the annotation of a GenBank genome assembly
AAUCAGGUCCCUAGUUAUUUAACGUUAGUUUUUGGAUUAAAUUAUUCGUUGUCAUCUACAGAAAUGCGCUGAUGACGACUUAACCAUAUGCGACAAAUCAUUGCCAUGCCCAGGCCGUAUAGUGCCAGUUCCCGAUGGUCAAUCGUUGUUGUUCACGGAUUGCUUAAUUCUCACCCAGUUCCUCUCUACUAUGAAGAAAUUUAUUGAAGCCGAUCAUAAGAUCACAGCAAGGCAACUUUUCGAUGCCGUGCAUGAGGGAAGAAUAGGAUUUAUGAAGUAUACUUCGAAAGUACUUGGAUCACUCUUGAAAACGCUUCUGCAAGAUCCUGAACACAAAAAACUUUCGCAUUUUGAUGUUCGUCUCAGCGAAUACCCCCUUGAGGAGAAUACCGUCUCCGAACUCUGUCGAGCACUCCUUAUUGGAAUGAGCCUGGAGGACGAAGGCUCUAGCGCUAUAGACAAUAAUGAUCAGAAUGGUAUCACACAAGAUCAUGAUGCUGAUGAGAAUGCUGUUAGUGAGCGUGGCACUCCUGGAGUUCAAGAUGUUUCCCAAAUUGAUCUUGAUGUUUGCCAAACAUUCCUUGACCGAUUUACACCUGAUAAGGAAAUUUGGGAACUAACGCCUGAGGAGCAGCUGGGUGUGCUAGGGCAGGUUCUCAAUCGGGUUCUUGAUUUGGGCUCUUUCAAGGAGUAUAUCAGCGAUCAAGGGGACACUGGCCCAGUACAAACCUUGAAAGAGAAGAUCAGUAAAAUAAAUGAGCAGGUCAAUUCUUGGCAAGAAGAGCUGAGUAAGAUCCCCGAAAUUGAAGAAGUUGUCGAUAUCACUCAACUCUCACGCUCCGAAGCUCGUGAGAGAGCAGAACGCCAGAAGAAAAGGGAAUCGUUGGAAGGUAAAAUUGAGGACAGCAAAGACAAAUUGGAGGAGUUAUUGGAGAAACUAGCACUCGAGAAAGUGAUGAAGAGUCAGUCAAGGCGCAUCGCUCCUCUUGGCCAAGACCGUAAUUUUCGUAGCUACUAUUGGUUUCACGGAAACAGUGGUGACGAUGGAGUCUGGGUUCAAGAUUUUGGAGUUACCUCAUAUGAAAAGUUUGUUCGCGCCUGCAUCAAAGCAGGUAAACCGUUUGACGAAGAAAUUGAUAUCAAUGUAAUGGAUAGCCAACAAACACCCGUUAAUGUGGUAAUUGACCCAAGCGCAGAAAUGAAAGCGGUUGAAGGAUGGCCUGUUCUUGAACCUGAAAGCUAUACCGAGACUUGGUACAAACUUCCUGAUGUGCAGUCGUUCGACGAUUUAAUAAACUCACUCAACCAUGCAGGUUUAAGGGAGGGGAAGCUGAAAACGUCUCUUAUGAAGCAGCGAGAUCUAAUCGUAAAUAGCAUCAUCCGCGGUAAUGAGAGGGAGAGCAAGUCUCCUAAUCCGAUUGACGAUGACGAGGAAGACGAAGAUUUGUGCCCUGAAUCUCUAACACCUUUACGCAAGUCGAUUGUUCAGCUAGCAUCUGAUCUUAGGGACAGCUAUCUGACGACGAUUGCUAGUGUGGAAGCUUUCGAGGCAGAAAUCACAUGCUGCUCAUCGCUUGAUGAAGUUGUAAGUUAA